AUCCCCUUGCAGACGAUUUUUUUUUCUUGGUCUCCUCCUGCCGUUGUCCUCAGCUUCAUAUGCAAGGCUGCAGCAACGCCUCUAUCCACAUUUUAAUAAUCAGACAAUCAUCUUUGACUGGCUGCAGCCUGCUCUUCAGAUGCUGGGAGACAAGGCUCACGGUGUGACUUUGAAGGUUAUGGAAUACACGUAUGAUGACGAUCUGGAAGAGUUGUGUCCUGUAUGUGGAGACAAAGUGUCCGGGUAUCACUACGGGCUGCUCACCUGUGAAAGCUGCAAGGGCUUCUUCAAAAGGACAGUGCAGAACAACAAACGAUACACGUGUGCCGAAAAUCAAGAGUGUAAAAUUGACAAGACUCAGAGGAAGAGAUGUCCUUUCUGCCGCUUUCAAAAAUGUCUCAACGUCGGCAUGCGACUCGAAGCGGUGCGCGCAGACCGCAUGCGUGGGGGGAGGAAUAAAUUCGGGCCCAUGUACAAGCGGGACAGGGCCUUGAAGCAGCAGAAAAAGGCUUUGAUACGCUCCAACGGCUUGAAACUGGAGAGCGCGGCCCCUCCGUCCGCUUCUCCUCUCCAUGGCGACUACGGCUUCAGAGGCCCUCUGAACGCCAUGCCCGCCAUUCCCAAAAGCAUUCUCCCCGCCACCCCCGGCUCCAUCACCCCCACAGACUACGAGACAAACCUGUAUGCCCCCCCACCCCUGGGGAUGCAGUCGCACGUCCCCCUUGGCGGCCAGUACCAGUACACAGCCUUCCCGAGCAGGGUCAUCAAAGCAGAGUGCCCCGACUACACCAGCUCGCCCGAGUCUCUAACGGGAUACCCCUACACAGAAAUGUACACUUCGGCCUCACCGCAGCCCCCCAUUUUGCCGCCGCAAAAUGGUGCGUCCAGCCUCCAGCUGGUGCUGGAGAUGCUGCGCUGCGAUCCGGACGAGCUGGCGGUCCGGAACAAGAUCGUCGCUCAUCUGCAGCAGGAGCAGAGCAACCGAGGCCGGUUGGAGAAACCCAGCGCCUUCAGCCUCAUGUGUCGCAUGGCAGACCAGACCCUCUUCUCCAUCGUGGAAUGGGCACGCAGCUGCAUCUUUUUCAAGGAGCUCAGGGUGGGGGAUCAAAUGAAGCUGCUGCACAACUGCUGGUCUGAACUUUUGGUCUUGGAUCACAUUUUUAGACAAGUGCAACAUGGAAAGGGAGACAGUAUCCUGCUGGUGACUGGCCAGGAGAUUGAGCUGACUUCUGUUCUGUCUCAAGGUGAGGCAAAUCUGUCAAGUUUGGUCCAAAGAGGACAGGACCUGGCCAUAAGGUUGAGAGUCCUGCAGGUGGACCGUAGGGAGAUUGCCUGUCUGAAAUUUCUGCUCCUAUUCAACCCCAAUGUGAAGCUGUUGGAGAACCAGGCAUUUGUGGAAGGCGUCCAGGAGCAGGUGAAUGGCGCUCUGCUGGAGUACACCCUGACCACUUACCCUCAAUUUCAGGAGAAAUUCAGCCAGCUGGUGGUGCGACUGCCGGAGCUCCGCGCCCUCAGCACACAGGCUGAGGACUAUUUGUGCUGCAUGCACCUGAGUGGAGAGGUGCCCUGCAACAACCUGCUGAUUGAGAUGCUCCAUGCCAAGCGAGCAUGUGUGUGAGCAAUGCAGAUGACUUGUUUCACCAUUAUCGUGUGUCUUGGUGAGACUUUGUAUGGGAUCAAAGUUAGCAAUGAAAGUGGACUACAUGCCAGCUCAUCUUUGUGAGCAUUUUUAUAGCCGGGGAGGUUCUUGUGAGUUUGAUAGAGCCCCAUCUGUGUUGCAGAUUGUUUUGAGCAUUUCACGUAAAUGUUUUAUAUAUUUAUGUGGCCUCUUUAAAUUGGAUCAAAACAGUUUGGAAUGACUUCAUCAAAUCUAGUGGCAAUGAACAAUAUCUAUAACUCCAAUGAAUCAAGCUUUGCCAACACAACGUAACCCACCAACUUACAUCCAAGCAUUGACAACCACAAAUAUGUUUCAUGACAUUGACAACGAUGUCAGAUAUUGAAACCAUUACUCUAUUGAAACGUUGUCGGAUGUUGAAAGCAUUACUCUAUUGAUGUUAAAUGUCAAGUGUGAAGUACUUUGAGAAAAUCCCAAACGAAAUAUUUUUAUGGUCCUAGUAAUGAAACAAAAUACAUUCAAGCAUGCAAAGAUCAGUUCAUAAAAUUCAACAAAAUAAUCGUCUUCCUGAAGUGAUGACAAACCCGGAAGUGUCACAUCACUUGAAGACAACAAUAGCGGGGCUCACUAUGGAAAGUGUACAAAGCUAGUCAGAAAUUGAUCUGAAAGUGAUGUUUCAAAUUUAUCUGAGGGCAUCCAGGCAUUUGAAGAGUUGGAGGAAGAGGAGGUUGUUGGCAAGAUGUAUGUUGGACCACACGUGUACGAGCCAGAUGCUCAGGAGGCGGAAAAUUAGUGCCCAAAUGGCCAGACUCAGAGUGGAGAUGAGACCCAUCGGGAUUGGAAAAAUGGUAAACGAUGCUAAUAGUAAACUCGAUGCUGUGCCGUGUUGUAAAUUGUGCACAAUGGGAUUACACACUUGGUCCAUGUAUUCCCGCGACCACUAAGAGCACACGUCAUAGUGGGUUGCUGUCCUACAUUGUCAUUGCUAAAUUAGUUGUGUUGCGUUGUCGGACAAGCCACAUAUUAUAUUGGCAGCAAUGUUAAUUGCAAACCAUCACAGAGGAUUCCAUCAUGUAGUCUGAAUGUUACAUCCAUGUACACGUACAGUAUAAUACUUUGAAUCAAAUGUUUUCAUAAUCAACAGCGAGGUUAUUCAUCGAUUGUCACGCCUACCUUUUUUGCAAAUCCGGUUGAGAAUACAGAGGUCCCUGUUUGCCUGAAUGUGAACAGUGUAUUUGCCACACAGGGCCGAGGCAUUUCGCUGGAUAACUCGAUAACAAUGGCAAAGAGCAGUUAACGCGAUAAUCAACAAUGCAGUACUGACUGCCACUCUGCAUCUUUUGAAUUACAUCACUUGAUGGAGAUUGACGAAAAAUUGCGCGUUAUUUAGUGCUUUGCUAUGGGUCUAUCUGAACCUCAGAGGGUUGUGUUAAGAAAACCUAACGAAAAUGUGCUUGAAAUAGUUUUAGCCCCAAGUUUUACUCAAAAGAUGGUUGGCCAUGUUUACUUCACACUUGCCCUUGAAGUUUUGUACCGAGGAGGCUGAUGCUUACCCGUCACAUAAGAUGGCACCAUUCGCCUGUAAUCAUCUCAUGAAUGAUGGCCUGAUGAUUAACUAUACUUUUUAUGAUAGAUUUUAUGACUUAUUUUUCUUUUUAGAAAAUGAAUGUUGGCAUCGUUGGCAUUGUCUUUUUUUGAAUCAAAAAUAUGCAGAUUUGUGAUUCUGCUGUUUUUACGGGAUGAUGAUAUUGAUAAUAUUACAGGUGAGGAAAUUCUCAAGAGAAUGUUCAGUUUCAUUUGGCCACCUUCUAGAGUCAAUAUAGUUUGAUUCCAAUCUAUUUAGAUGCAUUAAAUAUCACAACAGACAUCCGUUAAGAUCAAAUGAAAGAAAAGUUCGUUAAAGCCAGUAAAAAUAAAUAAAUAAAA
Hippocampus zosterae (dwarf seahorse) is the source of this 3544-nucleotide messenger RNA. Its product is annotated as nuclear receptor subfamily 5 group A member 2-like. The transcript is spliced from 7 exons. Gene Ontology annotation, molecular function: RNA polymerase II cis-regulatory region sequence-specific DNA binding; nuclear receptor activity; zinc ion binding. Gene Ontology annotation, biological process: hormone-mediated signaling pathway; tissue development; regulation of transcription by RNA polymerase II. Gene Ontology annotation, cellular component: RNA polymerase II transcription regulator complex. Bases 140 to 1618 code for a protein of 492 amino acids. Lineage: Eukaryota; Metazoa; Chordata; Actinopteri; Syngnathiformes; Syngnathidae. The record is from RefSeq and is a predicted model, not a curated record.